UUUAAAUUUGUAAAAAUAUAUGAUAAUUACAGAGGUCCUGCUGUACAAGCCACCAAGGCAGCUGCUGGUAUCAAGAAACAUGAUCUUAGUAAAUGGAAGUAUGCAGAACUACGUGAUACCAUCAAUACUUCUUGUGAUAUUGAGCUGCUGGCAGCUUGCAGAGAAGAAUUUCAUAGGAGGCUAAAAGUAUAUCAUGCUUGGAAGUCCAAGAACAAGAAGAGAAAUACUGAAACAGAGCAACGUGCUCCAAAGUCUGUUACUGAUUAUGAUUUUGCACCAUUUUUGAACAAUUCACCCCAGCAGAACCCAGCAGCUCAGCUUCCUGCCAGGCAGCAGGAGAUCGAAAUGAAUCGACAGCAGCGCUUCUUUCGUAUCCCAUUCAUCCGCCCUGCUGACCAGUACAAAGACCCUCAGAAUAAGAAAAAAGGCUGGUGGUAUGCCCAUUUUGAUGGACCGUGGAUUGCCCGGCAAAUGGAACUCCAUCCUGACAAACCACCCAUCCUUCUUGUGGCUGGUAAGGACGAUAUGGAGAUGUGCGAGCUGAAUCUCGAGGAGACUGGUCUGACUCGAAAGCGAGGUGCUGAGAUCUUGCCAAGACAGUUUGAAGAAAUCUGGGAACGCUGUGGAGGCAUCCAGUACCUUCAGAAUGCGAUUGAGAGCAGACAGGCUCGGCCCACAUACGCAACAGCCAUGCUGCAGAAUCUGUUAAAGUAGAUGUUGUACACCAGCCUUAUAACUGGGGGCCCUUGCCAUGGUAUAGGUAGGGUGUCUGCCCCAAAGAUUUAACCAUUCCAUGAUCAUGUUAGAGUUACUUCUACAAAGUGAACAGAUUUUAUUAAUUAUGACUUUUUUGUGAAUUUGUUUAAGGUUAAUUAUGGUAGUAAAUUUGGGGCCAGAAAUUAUUUUCUUAUAUCCAGCUGUAAUUCUUGAAACUCAUUAUUCUAAUACUUGUUACACUUGGACAGAUUCUGACAUUUCUCAUUCUUUGCCAACAGACUACCUUAUGUCCAUCAUAAUUGUUCUCUAGGAAAAGAGAAUUUUUAAAGUAAUUCAAAAUACUUGAUUUUUAAGAAUGGCACAGUACCAUAUAACUGGAGUAAUGAAACCUUAGCUUCAAUUUCUUACAAGAUAUAAGGCAUUUAAAAUGGUCAAGGCACUGAUGUUUUGGUCUGAAAAGCUAUGUACUUUCUUUAAUUAAGAAAUUCAUGGAAAUUUCUAUCAAAGGCAGAAAUUCUGAUUUUUUUCUUCCAUUGCAGUGUGUCUUUGAGUGAAACAGUUCUCCCUAAGUUCCAAAAUUCUAGGAAGCCUUAAUGUAUUUGAUGUAUUUUGUGAUAAAGAAGGUACUAAUGGUUUCCAGCACAGAUUUUUCUUUUCUAUCACUUGUGUGUUGCUGUCAGGAUAUUUUUAUAUUUCAUGAAUAAAUAAAGGAAAUUCAGAUUGUUUAAAUGCCUAGAAGUUUUGAGAUAAGUUUUGUUUCAUUUAGAAAAGGAAAUAGGUUUUAAGUGGUACUAUGGCUUAACUGGACUGAAUUCAAGUAUUCUUUAACUUCAUCUCAAUUACAAUUUUUAUAUCAGAAUCUUGUCCAAGUUGUUUCAUGUGAUUUAAGUUGGUGUUCUGCUUGAAACAUCUUUCUUUUUAAUAAAAUUCCUAGUGUGUUGGCCUUUGAGAUUUUGGUAAUAGUAGAGCUGUUUUAUAAGCUUUGUAAUUCAAAAGCCCUUGUAUUUAGUUAUUGUUUGUUUCACAUAACUGAUAAUUAAAAAGAAAGAUUUCUUUGUGUGCUGUUAGUUUUGAUCAAAUGUCAUAAGUUUCAAAUCUAAUAUUUAUGACUUUUAUAUUAGGAAUUUAAAGACAAAAAUACAUCAAAGAAUUAUGUUGACAUAAUCUUUGUUUUCUUUGGCAGUUGGCCGGUAUGGGGAUCCAAACCCUUGACCCUGGUGCUUGGUGUUACCAGCACUGGCUCUAACCAAGUGAGCUAACCGGCCAGUCCUGACAUAAUCCUAAGGAGUUUUGUUUAUCUUUUAGAAUAAUAUUAGAAAGUAAAAUUGUUCUCUACACCUUUUUUAUUUUUCCAGCUUUUAAGGACUCUAACCUUUGAAAUGAAAUUUAAUGAUCUUUUUUUUUUUCCUAGAAAGAAUACCUCAGUUAGGAAAAUAUUUCCCAGCUGAUUAGUGUUUGUGAGCCACAGACACUGUUUUUAGAAUUGCUUCUCUCAUAAUAUGUGUCUUAUUACAUAAAUAUUUAUUUAUUAUGAUACCGUGCAAAUGAUUGUCUUGUGUUAAAGAAAUUAAAUGGUCCUGCAUGUGCUAUUAAUUGAGAAUGUGAAUGUGAUUAUCUUUUGAAGGCUGUAUUUCUGCACAGGCUCACCCACCUUGGGUCAUCUGGUCCCUGUAAUUGGUGACAAAAGGUGUAGUUUCUGAAAUAAAUGACCUGUUCUCUCUCA
Galeopterus variegatus (Sunda flying lemur) is the source of this 2440-nucleotide messenger RNA. RefSeq names its product unconventional myosin-VI-like. The transcript is spliced from 5 exons. NCBI's taxonomy places the organism in Eukaryota, Metazoa, Chordata, Mammalia, Dermoptera, Cynocephalidae. The annotation marks the transcript as partial. The record is from RefSeq and is a predicted model, not a curated record.